Malania oleifera is the source of this 1941-nucleotide messenger RNA. Its product is annotated as BRAP2 RING ZnF UBP domain-containing protein 2. The coding region runs from base 264 to 1751 and encodes 495 amino acids. Lineage: Eukaryota; Viridiplantae; Streptophyta; Magnoliopsida; Santalales; Ximeniaceae. Gene Ontology annotation, cellular component: cytoplasm. Gene Ontology annotation, molecular function: nucleic acid binding; zinc ion binding; ubiquitin protein ligase activity. Gene Ontology annotation, biological process: Ras protein signal transduction; protein ubiquitination. The transcript is spliced from 12 exons. The record is from RefSeq and is a predicted model, not a curated record.
UUCAACUGCCAAAGAAACAAACCCCCUCAGCAGCUUCUUCCCGUCUUCAUCAUCCUCUCUUUCCCUCUUUGCACGAGAGGAACGGCAUCUCUUCCCCCACCUCCUUUCCCUUUAUCAAUCUCGCACAAGACCGCUGGCUCGUCCCCUCCCUCCCUUUUCCCUCUCACAAUGACAGACCAUCUUUCUGCGACACAGAUGAGGUAGCUUUCUGCCCUACAGCAUAUUGGCGCCUCUCUCUCUCUCUCUCUCUCUCUCUCUCUCUCAUGUCAGCUACCUCAAGCGCUACCGCCGGAGCCUCGCCGGAGGACAUGUUGCGGCCGGCAUCCGCCAUAAUUUCCGGUGACACCAGUGAGCCAUCCUCUGCAUCAAACGUGACUCUGACCUUGCCUUUCUCCUCUGGGAAUCCUAGAAUCGAAGAGACCAGAGGUGUCAUGCAUCUCUACCGUGACGAGGCCUCUGCUUCAUCUUCUGAUCUCCCUGUUGGAAGAAAACCUCUUGUUUGUGUGCUUGGGGUUCCAGAUCACAUGACAUAUGCUGAUUUCUGCCAAUUUUGUGGUUCGUUUAUUCAGCAUAUCUUGGAAAUGCGAAUUGUCAGGAAUGAUGGAAUGGAGGAUAGAUAUAGUAUUUUGAUAAGGUUUGACAGUCAGGACUCUGCAGAUAAUUUUUUCAAGCAUUUUAAUGGGAAUCGGUUUUCAUCCCUUGAGGUAGAGGUCUGCCGCGUGCUUUUCACCGUGGAUGUGCAGUACACUGGUUCAAUCGAACAUGCACAGACUGCCCCUGCAAGCUCAACUGAGCAGCUUACAUGUCCAGUUUGUCUUGAGAGAUUAGACCAAGAUGCAAGUGGAAUUCUCACAACUAUCUGCAACCAUUCUUUUCAUUGCUAUUGUAUUUCAAAAUGGACUGAUUCUUCGUGUCCGGUAUGCCGGUAUUGCCAGCAGCAGCCUGAAAAGUCAAUUUGUUUUAUUUGUCAAACUUCUGAGAAUCUUUGGAUUUGUGUCAUCUGUGGUUUUGUUGGUUGUGGGAGGUAUGGAGAAGGACAUGCUAUAAGACAUUGGAAAGAAACACAACACUGUUAUUCUCUUGAACUGGAAACACAGCGUGUGUGGGAUUAUGUUGGUGACAACUACGUUCAUCGUCUGAUUCAAUCCAAAACUGAUGGAAAGUUGGUUGAAUUGAAUUCCUAUUGUGUGCAUGCUGAUGGUGGUUGUGGAAGUUGUAACUGCAGUGUGGAUUCUGGAAUUAGUGAGGCCCUUUUCAGUAGUAAAGUUGACGCAAUUGUCAACGAAUACAAUGACCUGCUUACCAGUCAACUUGAGAAUCAAAAAUUAUAUUUUGAAUCUUUACUACAACAAAUUGGAGAAGAUACUGAAAGGGACAUCCAUGAAGCUGUUGAGAAGGCAGCGACCUUAAAAUUGCAGAAGAUGCAAGCCAAGCUGGACAAAUGCCUUGAAGAGAAGAAAUUUCUUGAUGAUAUCAAUGAGAAUCUUUUGAAAAACCAAGAGAUUUGGAAAGCGAAGAUAGUGGAAAUUGAAGAGAGGGAGAAAACGGCUUUGAAACUGAAGGACAGUAAAAUAAAGGACUUGGAAGAACAGCUUGGAGAUUUGAUGGCUGGUCUCGAGGUUGGAAAGACGGGGGAGCAGCAGGUAGCAAAUGAAAUCAAGGAUGGCACUGUCAUAUCGAUGCCAUUAGAUUCAUCUUCAAGGAACAGCGGGAAAGGCGCCGCAAGAACUCGUAAUCGGAAGAGGAAUUGAGAACGUAUAGUUCCUUCAAUGAGCCCAAAAGAAUAUUGCUGUUCAAUGCUUAAUAUAGAAUAUACUUGUAUUUACUGUAAUGUCUCACAGUAUAGCUUGUUACUGUUUUCUUAUUGUAUUCGAUUAGUAUGAACACACCGACUCAUGCAAAUUUUGACCACAAAAUGGUAGUGCCUGUGCAUUCUUAUUU